This is a messenger RNA of Cryptosporidium muris RN66, 2238 nucleotides long. Its product is annotated as DDHD domain-containing protein. The transcript has a single exon. Lineage: Eukaryota; Apicomplexa; Conoidasida; Eucoccidiorida; Cryptosporidiidae. The coding region runs from base 1 to 2238 and encodes 745 amino acids. Gene Ontology annotation, molecular function: metal ion binding; glycerophospholipase activity. Gene Ontology annotation, cellular component: cytoplasm. The record is from RefSeq and is a predicted model, not a curated record.
AUGAGCAUAGUAUCAGAAGAGCCGAGGAGUGGGGAUACUGAGUCUAAAAGGAGUGAAGUCUCUAUUGGAUUUAGCCUACAAGAUUUUGAAGAUUUACAGACUGAUGAAGAAAUUGAGGUUAAUGAAUCUGGGAACUUUCUGGAAAGUUAUGUAUCUAUUACUUCUGUAAUAUUGAAUACUGAUAAUUACAAAAGUUCUAUUCACCAUUUGCCUCCAGGAUCUAACUCAAAUUAUGAAACGUAUAAGGGAGAAUGUUGUGUAACUGGAUACAAAGAUAUAGAGUCAAUAAGUGUAUUUCAUAAGAGGAAUAUAACUGAAAGCUAUGCAAAUUUUAAAUAUCCUUUAAUAAGGAAUGAUAGGAAAUACAACUCCACCUCUAGUACUAGUAAAUACAAAUAUAAUAUUUCUAGUAAUAUUAAUUCUGAUAAUAAUAUUGCAGAAAAAUUGGUAAAUGAGCAGAGUAUGGAUAUUAUUGGUGAAAAUGAUGAAUUCAGCUCUAAAUAUGAAUCAUCUAUUCAUCUUGGAAUAGGUUCGAAUCUUAAAAUAUUGAGAAGAAAUUUAAAUAAUGCGUCAAGUGAGACAAACUCCUUAAAUAUGAAUAGCUUUGAAGGGAGUUUAAAUGAUAACAAAAAGCACAAAUAUCCUUUUACAAGAGUACCAUCUACAAUCUCAAAAACUUCAUCUGCUACAGAUACAAUGUCAAGAGAAUAUACAAUAGAUCGACCCACAAAUCUAACUUUAAAAAGUAAUAAUUGUAACUCUAAUGAGUUAUUAGAAAAAAAAGCACCAGUUAUAGAAGGUUAUGGUCCAUUUUUACCAAGAAAGUGUAAACGUCCACCUCAUGUAAUACUUUUAGUACAUGGUAUUGGAAGUAAUGAAAAUACAAUUGCAAAAAAUAGAGAAGAAUUUGUUUAUCAACUUGAAUCUAUUAAGGCUCAUUGGUUUUGGGAAGUAGAUAUUGACAUAACAGUUGAUACAGUUGAUUGGAAAAGUCCACUUGUAGCAUUUCAAGAUAACAUGUUUGAUAAAAUAACUCUGCAAAAUAAAAGAGAUAAUCGUAUGUUUUUAAAUAGAGCUUUUGGGGACUUAUUAUAUUUCAUGGUUCCAAGAUAUGGUGACUUUAUUGUAGCUGAAGUUGCCAAACAAUUAAACUCAAAGAUUAGGGAAUAUAGAUUUAGAACAAAGGAGGAACCAAAUGUUGUUCUUAUUGGACAUUCUUUGGGAAGUAUAAUAGCAUAUGAAUUAGCAGCUAGACAACAAACUCGUGUGACUAGAUCUCCUAUUCCAGAAUUAGAAUUUGUUGUUGAUCAUUUGUUUCUAUGGGGUUCUCCUCUACCAGCUCUAUUAGUAAUGAUUUUUCCUGAAUAUUUGAAGUCUGGACUUGCUUUUCCAAAAGAUUUAGGCCCAGUACAACAGAAUCAAAAUAAUGAUACAUCUAUUUUAAAGAAAAUUUCUAAUUUAAAAGUAUAUAAUAUUUUUCAUCCAUACGAUCCUGUAGCAUAUAGAUUGGAACCUUUACUUUAUCCCGGAGUAAGCCCUUUACCAGAACCUGUAGUAUUACCAUAUUGGAGAAAUUUAGCUAAACGUACAUAUCAUCAGUGGGACAAGGACAUGGAAAAUGCAAGAAGAGCAUUUUAUGAUGGAAUUAGUGGAAUCACAUCAUCUAUAUCAAAUGUAGUAUUGGGUGGAAUACUGGGUUGGGGAAAUGAUAGUGAAGAGCUCAAGUCCACUCUUGAAGUAAAUGUAGUUUCAAGUGAACAAAAAGUUAAGAAUUUAUAUGAUGAAUCUGUUAUAUCUCGCUUUAAAAGUCAAAUAUCAGCAGGAAGAGGUCUAAACUCAAUUCGAAAUUAUGAUUCAAUAAAAAGUGUCUCCCCAACUACAAAUAGAAGCCCUAUAGAAUACACAAGCAUUGAAGAAACUAAUGAAAAUUUUUCAAUGUUGAAACAAGAAGAAAUUCCAAAUUGUCCUAUAAGAUUUGAUUACCAGUUACAAGAAGGUAUUACUGAACACUAUAUUUCCUCUCUUGCAUUUCUUCAGUCCCACACUAACUAUUGGAGAAGUAGAGAUGCUGGAUUUUUUUUAUUAUGGAAAAUUAUGGACGGUUUUAACCCAUUAGUUUCCAGUGAUGAAUAUAAAGCUGCAAUUGAACAAUUGAAGCAAGAUCAAACUGAAAUAGAUGAUAUCCCAUAUUCAUCUCAGAAAUAUUCACAAUCCUCAGAAGAUAUAAUAUCAGAAUAA